This is a messenger RNA of Hibiscus syriacus, 776 nucleotides long. RefSeq names its product PRA1 family protein F2-like. The record is from RefSeq and is a predicted model, not a curated record. Bases 70 to 618 code for a protein of 182 amino acids. Gene Ontology annotation, cellular component: endoplasmic reticulum; Golgi apparatus. The transcript has a single exon. Lineage: Eukaryota; Viridiplantae; Streptophyta; Magnoliopsida; Malvales; Malvaceae. Gene Ontology annotation, biological process: vesicle-mediated transport.
UCUUCCCUUUCUUGAUUUCCUUUCUCUCCAUUACCCCAAAAACAAAGCCUUGGAAAUUUUGUUUUGGCCAUGACAACCUAUGGCACGAUCCCGACUUCCUCAUUGCCCUCGGCAAACCUCAAAUACCUUUCUCGAGCCAAAGACCGUAUUCAAGAGGGCCUCGGAGCUCGACGUCCAUGGAAACUCAUGUUCAACACCCACUCCAUCAACCUCCCUCGGACUCUCUCCGAAGCCAUUUCCAGGUUCAAAACUAACGUGUGUUACUUCCGCAUGAAUUACACCAUGAUCGUGCUCAUCAUCCUUUUCAUCAGCCUACAAUGGCACCCAAUCUCCCUCGUAGUCCUCGUUAUCAUGAUGGCCCUUUGGUUGUUCUUGUACUUCCUGCGGGACGAACCCUUAGUUGUUUUCAACCGCACGAUCGACGAUUGUGUUAUUCUCAUUGCACUGGGACUUUCUACCUUCGUGUUAUUGCUGUUGAUUGAUGUGACCGGCAACAUUUUGGUUUCGGUUUCGAUCGGUGCGGUUGUCGUCUUGUUGCACACCUCGUUGAGGAAGACAGAUGAUUUGUAUGAUGAAGAAAAUGCUGGCUUGAUUUCUGGACCUUCAUCAUCUUCGUAACUCUGGGUUUCCUUUCUCUCUUUCCAUUGUUUUAAGUGAAUAGUUGAUGAUAAUUGGCAGAGUAAACUGUAUUCUGAAAGUCUGGUUAAGGUUAUUGUUCUUGACGAUUGAUUUGUAUUUUUCUGUGUAUUUGGUAAUAACAUGAUCUUUCACUUUCA